AUGAGGACUUUACCGUCAUUGUCGAAAGAGCAGGUGCACGUUGUCAUCGGUUCCACGCACCGAUUUUCCCACCUAGAAAAGGCAAAAGUCAUUGGAUCAGGCCUAAUUGAACGAGGAUACUGUGUCACCAUUCUGGCCGGUGAAUCGGUUCGAGAUGAGGUUGAGUCCAUCGGCGCCCUCUUUGCGCCAAUGCAAGGCCGUGCGGGCGGGAGCCCUACGAAGACCGAGUACAACCACCCUCCACCUGCGUGGGCCAAAGAGAUGGAAAUAUCUGCCCUCAAAAACUUCUUUAUUGGCACUAUUCCGGACGAAUACAAAAGCGUCCAAGAUGUGUUGAAGACACUGCAACGAACAGAAGGACCUCAAACAAAAAUCAUUUACAUCGACGACAUCAUUUGUGGCGCUAUGCUCCCGGUCUACUUCGGUGCUCCUGGCGCCAUAAAGCCCCAGGCGGUUAUCAAAAUCGGCACGACGCCUAUUCCGCAUGAUAGCGCUGAUACUGCUACGUGGACCUUGGGCAUUCCUUCCAAAUCGACAAUUCCGGACAGUGCCGAGGAUUUGUGGGAAGUAAAGAGAGAAAUCUACCGAUCAGAAGAUGUUCAAGAUAAACUCCGAAGUGUACUUCAUGAGGCGGGAGUGCCAGCCCAUAAGCUCGAAUCAUUGCCACGGUUCAUGCAUAGCCAAGGGACAUGCUGCGAUGCCUAUCUUGCUCUGUCGAUCCCAGAAUUUGAAUACCCGCGGACCGAAGCUGCAGAGUCUAUUCACUUUGUUGGCGCCCUACCCACUGUUGGAAGCGUUCCUUCAAACCUCCCCGAAUGGUGGAACGAGGUCAUUCAUGCGCAAGGCCAGGAAAGGAAGCCGAUUGUAGUUGUCAGUCAAGGGGCUGUCAACAACGAUCCGACAGACCUGAUUCUUCCCACUAUCGAGGCACUGAAGGACGAGAAUGUCACUGUUAUUGCUACUCUAGUCAGGGGGCCGAAGAUAACAGUCGACUUGCCAAGCAAUGUGAGGUUGGCACAGUUCAUUCCUUUUGAUAUACUGCUUCAGUACACGGAUGUGUUGGUCUCGAACGGAGGGUUCGGAACCGUUCAGAUGGCCCUUGCUCGUGGAGUCCCAAUGGUUCUUGCCGGUGUCUACUUCGAUAAAUAUUAUACAAAUUCGCGGGCUGCUUCGAUUGGGGCAGCUAUCAACCUUGGGUGCGAAAGAGUGCAGCCUUGUGCAGUGAAGAAGGCAGUGUGCGAUAUUUUGUCUGACAAGGAAAGAAAAGAGCGGUGUCUGGAAAUAAAGGAAAGAUAUGGGGAGUAUAACGCAUUAGAUCAGAUUGCUGGUUUUGUUGAUGCGUUCUCAGGUUAG
Penicillium nucicola is the source of this 1353-nucleotide messenger RNA. RefSeq names its product UDP-Glycosyltransferase/glycogen phosphorylase. The transcript has a single exon. Bases 1 to 1353 code for a protein of 450 amino acids. Lineage: Eukaryota; Fungi; Ascomycota; Eurotiomycetes; Eurotiales; Aspergillaceae. The record is from RefSeq and is a predicted model, not a curated record.